AUGUUUACAACAUCACAUCUUGCAAACGAAGUUUAUCCAGAUCUUCAAGGUGGAAAAGUCGAAGAAAGUAUUAAUCAAUCCUCAGCUUUUAACAAUAAGGAUGAUGAUUCUCUUUUUUCAUCGAAACGCAAAAAAAUAAAAGACCAACAACGAUUACUCUUGAAUCAAACAGGAAUUAAUCACUCAAAUAAAACUUCAUUAAGUUAUGAAGAAAUCAAAGAAAAGGCAUCAUCACGAACAUUUAAAUUCUGUCCAAUAUCACCUUGUAAAACUUCAUCAAUUGGAAAAUUGAUAGCUAUCAGUUCAAUAAAAGAUGUAUUAAAUAGGCCAAAAAAUUCACGACAUAUAAAAAUGUUGAAUGAAUUAAAUCUUAGUGCACCUGGAACAAAUGAACCAGUUUUAUUUGAAUCUAAAGUUACAAAAUGGAAUUCUUCAACAAAUAAAAAAUUUUCAAAUAAUUAUCUUGUUUUAACAAGAAAAUGUUUAUUUCAUUUCAAGAGUCCUGAAGAAUCGGCAAAAAUAUUUGAUGGUAUUCCUUUAUGUACUCUUCCUCCAAAAAGUAAAGAUAAUAAUAAUUUACUGGAUUCUUCUGGUGGAGUUCCAAUUGAAUAUAUUAUAUUAACUUUAGCAACAGUAUUUUCAAUAACUGAAUAUCUUACACCUGAACCAACUAUUCGAUUAGAUUAUGUAUCUUCACAAAAGAAACAAUCCUUUAUUACUAUCGUUGCACCAGAUUUACAAAAACAUCGACAAUGGCUUAUCUCUUUACGUUCAGCAGUUAGAAAUUCUAAUUCAAUUGGUCCACAUUUAACUUCUCAACAACGAACAUGGUUAACACAAAAAUUAAUAUCAAUGGAUGAUUUGGAUGAUUUGACGGAAGAAAAUGAAGAAAAUUUAAAACUAUAUCGUGUAUUACUUAAAUCUUUCACAAAUGAAAAAAAUUCUGAUGGAAAUUAUGAAAAAGAAAAAUGUUUACCAGUUUCACUUGUAUUAGGAAAAAAUAAUAUAUAUUUUAUUCCAAUUAAUUUAAUUAACGCUGAUGAGAAAUAUCGAAUGAAUAAAGAAUUAUCAAUUAAUAACUUGGUAUUUAUCGACGAGAUUAAAUUAAAACAAGUUGAUAUCAAAAAAUAUCAAUAUCCUUUAUUAUGUCUUACCAAUAUUAGAUCCGAUAGACACGAUGAUACAUUUCAAUUAACUUUUAUUAAUAAUAAUUCAUUAACGAAAAAAAUAUUAACACUUUCUUCAUUAUUAUUUGAAAUCAUAAUCAACGAAAUUAAAUCAACUAUAGAUUCAAUAAUUUAUUGGUAUCCAAAUCCUUCCUAUCAAAUGCAAAUAUUAUCAUCACCAACUUCUUUUCCGUCUUUAUUAUCACCUUUAUUUUCGCCGAUUUUGCAACCUACUAAAUCAUCAUCACCUUUAACAUCUUUAAAUGAUUUUAACGGACGAAAUAAAACACAAAUGAUUGGAUUAGAAAGAAUGAUAGAAGCUCAAUGUCAUGCUUUUCGAACAUCAAAAGCAAGAAUAUCAUUUAAUGUUGAAUAUGUUAUUGGAACAAAAAAUGAUGAUGAUUAUACAAAUUUUGAAUUAUUAGCUAUAAUUAAUUCACUUAAAUAUCAUCCAUUAUUAUAUGAAGUGAUAUUUAGAAAUAUUAAUUUAUCUAAACUUCAAAUUGAAUCCACAACGACUGGUAAAAAGAUGUUACCUUUAGCAAUAUAUGAAUUAUUAGUCACAAAUCCCAAGUUACGAAAAUUAGAUUUAACUUUUUGUGGAAUUACGGAAGAAACAGUGAUUGCAAUUGGAGAUGCUUUAUCCACAGGAAAAUCUUCCCUAGAAAGAUUAAUAAUUUCUAAUAAUUGUAUAACUAAAGAAGGAGCUCAAGCAUUAGCAAGAGGGAUUAGUGCACAUGGAUUAGGAAUUAAGGAACUUGAUAUUUCAUCUUGUGAAUUAACUCAUGAUAGUUUAAUGUUUAUAUUAAAUGCACUUGACACUAAUAAUAUUGGAGAACUUGAAUCAUUAAAUCUUUCUAAUAAUUCAUGUGAAUUAGAUUUAAAUAUUUUAUCAGAUAUUUUAUCGAAAACAGUAAGUUUACGAACGUUAAAUUUACGUAAUUGUGAUAAAAUGAUUACAGGAUUAAAAAAAAGUAUUCAAUUUGAGGAUUUAAAUUUAACAACAUUAGAUAUUGGAGGAAUUCCAUUAAAUAGUAAAGAACAAUUACGUUCAUUAUAUUCAUAUAUUCAAUCAACAUCAUUUUCCAAAAUAAAAUAUUUUAGUGUAGAUCAUUGUAAUCUUGAUGGACAUGUAUUAGCAAUAAUUCUUUCAUAUAUAUCAUCAUCACCAAAUUAUGAAAAAAUACGAGUUUGGGCGGGUGGAAAUCACAUAACACGUACAUCGGACGGAUGUAAAGAAUUUUGUAAUGCAGUAAGAAAUGAUUGGACUCCAGUAUGGCUAUCUUUAAAUAAUACAAUAUUUGGAUCUAAUAUUGAAUUGGUAGAAAAUAUUUUAACAUCUUUUUAUGAAAAUUCAGUAUUGGAAUUUUUGGAUUUAUCUCAUCCUCAAUUUAAUGAUAUAUUUAGAGGAAAUAAAAGUAUUAAAGAAUUAAUUUUAUUGGGAGAUGCUGAACAAAGAUGGGGACAAUCAUUGGGAAUUCAAUUAUUAGAAUUAGAGAAUAAUAAUGUAUUGGAAAGGUUAAAUGUUAAAGGAAAUGGGAUAAAUAAUAUUGGUGCGAAAUGUUUAAGUGAAGCAUUAAAAUCAAAUACCACAUUAAAAUUAUUGAAUAUGGAUGAAAAUGAGAUCGGAAUUGAAGGAUAUACCUCUAUUUAUAAUGUAAUUUCCACACAUGAAAACACAACACUUCAAGAAUUAGUUUAUCCGAUACAUGAUAUGCAAAUUUAUAUCGAAUCUCUCGAAGAAAAAUUUCCUAGUCCUACAUCACGAGAUAAUUUAUUUAGUUCUCAAUCAAUAAAAUCUAAUCACCGAAUUUCUAUCGAGAAGAAAAAAAUUGAAUUUAAAAAUGUUGUUGGUAAAAUUAUGUUGGAAAUUGAAGAACAUUUAAAAAAUAAUGAAAUUAACACAAAUAAUAUAAAAAAUAAUGGUGAGGUUAAUAUAAUGGAUGAAGAAGAUAAUGAAGAAAUAGAAGUUGGUCAUUUAGAUUCUGAUUAA
This is a messenger RNA of Diversispora eburnea, 3159 nucleotides long. The record is from the annotation of a GenBank genome assembly. Lineage: Eukaryota; Fungi; Glomeromycota; Glomeromycetes; Diversisporales; Diversisporaceae.